CAGACUGUUCUAUUGUAUAUUCGCAACCGGAAUUCUUAGUCAUAAAAAUAAAGAGUAACGUGGAAGUGAAAGUUAAAGAAAGUUACACAGUGGGAAUUUCCCACUUUUUUUGCUUCGGGUUUUUGUGUAGACUGUAGCUUCUGGUCCUCAAUAAAAGAAUUUCCAGAAAUUAUGGAGGUUGACUCAGAAGAAUACACGUACAAGUUUGAAGACAAGAGAAGAUAUCAGGGACUAGCACUUGUUAUAGCAAACUUCACCAAAGGCCCUCACAAGAGGAAUGGCGCAGAGCAAGACCUCAAGUACAUGAAGAAGACAUUCAAGCGACUAGGAUUUAAAGUAUUUUAUGAAGAAAAUGUCACUACACCAGAGUUUCUUUCACUUUUGAAUCACUAUUCAAAAUCUGACACUUUGAAGAAUUAUGACUGCUUCGCAUUUGCUAUCAGCUCACAUGGAUUGGAGAGGGAGGAGAGAAAGGGGGGCUCUCUGGUGCACCACCAUGUCAUACAGAUGUUUGAUGACGAGUUUAUAGACACGAGUCAGAUUCUGGAUUAUUUCAGUCCAAAAAAGUGUAAAAUAAUGAAAGGGAAACCCAAACUGUUCUUCCUUCAGGCCUGUAGAAUUCCCGAGAGUAAAGCCUCUAAGGAUCAUUUGGAUGCUGGCAUUGGAUUUGAUCAUGGUUCCAGAACACACCCACAUCAUGGUGGGAGAGAAUUAGAAAAAGGUACAGCUUAUCGUGACAAGACUGAUUAUCGGGAGUCUGUGGAAGUUUCAAAUGAAGAAGUUAGUGAGGGAGAUGUAUCAGACACUGAUGUGGAGGAUGACCCUGACCUGGUGAUUGAGAAACCUCCAUCUUCUACAACCCUGGGGGGUCAAGAUACAGGAGACACUCUAGAAGUUCUGGAUCAGAGGCAGACAGAAAUAAUCACAAAUCUAAAACGAUUACAAAAUCAGACAUGGCAGCUAGGCCGGGUUUAUACAGCGACCGGAACCAAUCAGAUCAAAGAAUCAAAUUAUCAGGCCAAUCAGAUCAAAGAAUCAAAGUAUCAGGCCACAGAAGGAGAGGAUGAACAAAAAAUUCCGUUACAAGAGAGUAAAAAAACAGCGAAUGAGUCGGGUCGUAUGGAAGGAGUUGGAUUGCACCUGCCAACAGAGAGUCGUGGAUCAGGAGAUGAAUUAGAUCCUCCCCGUGGUGUACGACUGGAUCAAAGAGCGGCGCUCAACAUUACAGUUGUGCCCUGUCAUAAUGACAUGCUGAUCAUGUUUGCUUCUCCACAAGGCCUUUACGCCAUCAGAAGUAAAGAUCAUGGCAGCUACAUGUUAAAGAUUUUAUAUGAGUCAGUAGAACGAUAUUAUGGACAUGGGAAAUUAAGAAACAAUAAGACCAAUUUCCUGGAAGUUUUAAGAGACGUCACAGCAAAGAUGUCUGCUAAGACCUUCUUUGGUUCAAAGGAGUACACCAUCGUGCCAUGCAUUGUACACCAGCUCUCGAAAGACAUUGUCUUCCGUCAAGGACAAAUGAUGGUGGACUCCAAAUUUUCACUGAAGCUUCCUUCAUCCCUAGCAUCUAUUAUACGCUAGUUCCUGCGAGCAUGGUGAUGUACUCGUGAGAGGGCAUUCAUAAUCAUGAGAAAAAGAUAAAUGUGAAAAACCUCAAAUUAUUCCGUAGAAGUGGAUGUACACAUGUAUUUCAUCUUAAUUUUGAAGGAUUGUUUUGAUUGGUCCAUACUCUUUUAUGAAAGAGCAUGGAUUCACAUUUCACAUUUCAUGUAACAUAUCACAGAAUAUUUUGCAGAUACAUGUGGAAGUUCAGCUGUCUAAGGAUUCCUUUAUUACAACCGAAACUAGCAUGCAUUUGCUUUCUCCUGUGACGUCACUCUAUUGUAAUUUUAGCGCUCCAUUAUUUUUCAGGAAUGGAGAGUUUCAGACAACUACAGUGUACUUAGUGAUGUUCUGUUGAGUUCAAUAUUAUUUUUAUUAACAAGUUGCCCCUAACCCCCCUGACAUCUGCCACUGUUUUUCAAAUUAAAACCUAAAGACACAUGGGAGUUGAACUCAGACCUUUCACGUGAAAGGCAGAAACUCAAUCCACGAAGCCUCUAAGAAUGACGACAACCUUGGGAAAAUUAAACAAUAGAUGUUUCAUAUGACAAAACUCUAUACCAAUAUUCUUAAUUAUAUAUAAAAGUAUUUUUUAUAAUUCAUUGAAAGAAUUUCCUAAUAUGAGUUACAAUUAUUGUUAGAUUUAAACUAGGGGUGGAUUUUAAUAAAGUCAGUCCUCUUCAUUCCUUAAAAGGAAUGGACCUUGGCCACUACGGUGCCUCGGCUCCAUUAUCUUUAAGGAAUGGAGAGGUGCUCGGAUAUUAACCUGUACGUAAUGCUUGCUUAUUUGUAUUCCAGCAUCACUCAUUUACUGGAUUUCUCCGUGCUUUAUAUUCUCCACACAGUUAUGCUUAUUUAAGAGUUUAUUACAAUCUUUGUUGUACAUUACAUACAUUAUGAAAUAAAGUUUGCACAGUU
Messenger RNA from Ostrea edulis (European flat oyster), 2517 nucleotides. RefSeq lists its product as uncharacterized. The transcript has 8 exons. Gene Ontology annotation, molecular function: cysteine-type endopeptidase activity. Gene Ontology annotation, biological process: proteolysis. The record is from RefSeq and is a predicted model, not a curated record. NCBI's taxonomy places the organism in Eukaryota, Metazoa, Mollusca, Bivalvia, Ostreida, Ostreidae. The coding region runs from base 172 to 1578 and encodes 468 amino acids.